Molecule: messenger RNA, 573 nt
Organism: Pyrenophora tritici-repentis Pt-1C-BFP
Lineage: Eukaryota; Fungi; Ascomycota; Dothideomycetes; Pleosporales; Pleosporaceae
Source: RefSeq, a predicted model, not a curated record
AUGAGUACUUCACCAACCCACGCGCCGAUGACUGUGCCUAUGGGGUUCGGCGCGCAGCUACGUGCACUUCAAGAUGCGCAGCGUGAGCAGACCGAGCGCAUAGAGGUCCUGGAGCGAGAGAACGCGGAACUGAAAGAGUAUAAAGACCAGGUGAAUGCCAUCCUGGAUCGCGUUCAGGAUCGCGUUCACACAUUGGAGCAGUACAGCGCGUACCUUGCUUCUCGACGCAGGGAAGUCGUCAGUCAACUCACCAACCUCCGCACACUCCAUCAGGAAGCCGACAACGCUUUCCAGGUGCGCACAGCGGACAUCCAGCCAGACGACCUCGAAGGUAUGCUGGGAAGUUAUGGUACCAUGAUCACAACCGCGAUGAACCAUCACCAGCGAGUCCUGGGACAGAUGCGUAUGAAUGGUCAGUUUCCACCGUACACAACGCCACUCCAGCACUCUCAGUACCCUCAGCGUAUGAUCUCGGCUGCACCAUACCACAACCAGUAUCCAUCUGCAUACUCCUCGUAUGGCUACUGCUAUGCUCACAACAUGCCUUAUUGUUGUGUUGUCUGUGGUCAGUAA